AUGAUGAAGCAGACGAUCCAGAUUUUCGCUAGAGUGAAGCCCCCCGAGCGGAAGCAGCAGCAAGGGAUUUAUUCUAUAGAUGAAGAUGAGAAAUCAACACCUAGCUUGGAAAUUCUCUUACCCCGAGAUCUGGCGGAUGGAUUUGUGAACAACAAGCGGGAAAGCUACAAGUUUAAAUUUCAAAGGAUUUUUGACCAAGAUGCAAAGCAAGAGAUCAUUUUCGAAAUCAUUGCCAAACCAGUCGCCCAGAGUGUCUUGGCAGGCUACAAUGGUACCAUCUUCGCAUAUGGGCAGACAGGCAGUGGCAAGACAUUCACCAUUACGGGUGGGGCUGAGCGCUACAGCGACAGAGGCAUCAUCCCAAGGACCCUGUCAUAUAUUUUUGAGCAGUUGCAAAAGGACAGCAGCAAGAUCUACACAACACACAUUUCUUACUUGGAAAUCUACAAUGAAUGUGGCUACGACCUGCUGGAUCCGAGACACGAGGCCUCCAAACUGGAAGAUCUGCCGAAAGUGACAAUAUUGGAGGACCCUGAUCAGCACAUCCACCUGAAAAACCUGUCUCUUCACCAGGCAACAACCGAGGAGGAAGCUUUGAACUUGCUCUUCUUGGGGGACACCAACAGGAUGAUUGCGGAGACUCCUAUGAACCAAGCUUCAACCCGAUCACACUGUAUUUUCACUGUUCACUUGACCAGCAAGGAGCCGGGAUCUGCCACUCUCCGACGCGCGAAGCUCCAUUUGGUUGACCUGGCAGGGUCAGAGCGUGUUGCGAAGACUGGAGUGGGAGGCCUGCUCCUGACAGAGGCCAAGUACAUUAACCUGUCGCUGCACUACCUGGAGCAGGUCAUCAUUGCCCUUUCUGAAAAGCGCCGCACACACAUCCCCUACAGGAACUCCGUGAUGACGAGCGUGCUCAGAGACAGCCUGGGAGGGAACUGCGUGACCACUAUGAUCGCCACUCUCUCACUAGAGAAGAGGAACAUCGACGAGUCCAUCUCUACCUGCAGAUUUGCUCAGCGAGUGGCCCUUAUCAAAAAUGAAGCUGUCCUCAAUGAAGAAAUUGACCCCAAACUGAUGAUUACCCGCUUGCAGAAGGAGAUUGCCGAUCUGAAGGCGGAGCUGGCCAUGGCCACUGGGGAGUGGAGGACCGAGGCACUCACGGAAGAAGAGCUCCAACAGCUGGAAAAACUGAUAGCAUCCUUUUUGGAAGACCAAGAUCCAGAGAGUAGACUGGAAGUUGGCGCCGAUAUGCGUAAAAUCCAUCGCUGUUUUCAUCAUUUUAAGAAGCUGUUGAGUGACAAGGACAGCAUGAAGAAUACAGUCUUCUCCGAAGCCACACACCAACCAUGCCAAGAGCCAUUGAAGGAUGAAGAACUUACAAAGCUCCGAGACCUGCUCAAGCAGAGGGACAAUGAAAUCAAUAUCCUGGUCAACAUGUUGAAAAAGGAAAAGAAGAAAACUCAGGAUGUUCUUCUCUUAUCGAGCACGGAGAAGACUGAUGCUAGGGUGCCCCGGAACUCACCCUUCACUCCUGGGAGCCCAGCAGGUCCGAGCACCUCAGCCUCCUCAGCCCUGAGCCAGGCCCAGGACCUCAGCAUCUGCAGACACAGAUCCAGUUUGCUCCACAGAAAAACAGGGAUGAGAGAGGAGAUGUCACUGGGACGCCAGGAGGCUUUUGAAAUUUUCAAGAGGGACCAUGCAGACAGUGUCACCAUCGAUGACAACAGACAGAUUCUGAAGCAGAGAUUUUCUGAAGCAAAGGCUCUGGGAGAAAGUAUAAAUCAAACGAGAAGUAAAAUUGGUCGGCUGAAGGAUGCCAUCACCCAGCGGCACCUGCAGCAAGUAGCUCUUGGAAUCUCAGAGAAUAUGGUCACACCCUCCAUACCUGACCUUCAGGAAGAGAAACUGCGAUCACAGCUGGAAGAAGAAAAGACCAAGUACAAAACAACAUUCACGCAGCUGAAAGCCUUAAAGGUGGAGAUUGAGCACCUGCAGCUGCUCAUGGACAAAGCCAAGGUGAAGCUGCAGAAAGAAUUUGAAGUCUGGUGGGCUGAGGAGGCCACCAAUCUGCAGGUAUACUCCCCAGCCAUGGAUCCCCAGGAGCACCUGAAGCCGGUUCCCCAGCAGGACCAGCCACAGCUUCUCCUCAAGAAAAGUUCUCAAGGCUGGGAAGCUAAAGAUGGAGUCAGCAGUCUGGAUAUCUGCUACGACAGGGAUGCCAGAAGAAUCCUCCCCUCCCCUUGCCCCAGUCAGCACAGCCAAGAGCCCAGUAGCUCCAGGACCCAGCAGCAAGACAGGCCGAUGUCAUCCAUCCCUCUCACUGGAGACAGCCAGACAGAUUCUGACAUCCUGGCAUUCAUCAAGGCCAGGCAGAACGUUCUGCAGAAGAAAUGUAAGAACAUCCCCUGGAAACCCGCCAAGGCCCGGCUAUCCCUACUCUUCUGUCCCAUACAGGGAGUGAGCAGGAAGUGGCAAAGGAAGAAGGCAGCCACAGCAGUAGUCUGGGUCACCUCAUGUGAGCUGAGCCCUGCUUCUCCAAGGCCUGGGGGCAGAUGUGUGGGCCGGUGGCUUGGGGGCUCCUGCUGCUCCUGGCCAGGCUCCUUCUCCCUAUUCCAGACCUUGGUUGUUCUCUGUCCCCUGAAGACAUCUCUCGCUCCCUGUCCAGCCUUCUCUAAACAGGAAGGAGCUGAGGGUGGUUUGGUAUUCAUUGAAACCCUGGCUAGAAUCUUCACUCUCCUUAAAGCAUAG
Molecule: messenger RNA, 2751 nt
Organism: Arvicola amphibius (Eurasian water vole)
Lineage: Eukaryota; Metazoa; Chordata; Mammalia; Rodentia; Cricetidae
Gene: Kif6
Product: kinesin family member 6
Exons: 22
Coding region: 1-2751 (916 amino acids)
Biological process (GO): microtubule-based movement
Molecular function (GO): microtubule motor activity; ATP binding; microtubule binding
Source: RefSeq, a predicted model, not a curated record